This is a messenger RNA of Linum tenue, 1487 nucleotides long. NCBI's taxonomy places the organism in Eukaryota, Viridiplantae, Streptophyta, Magnoliopsida, Malpighiales, Linaceae. The record is from the annotation of a GenBank genome assembly.
GUAAUACCCCCGCCGUUGGCCGUCUCUGCAAAAAAAAAAAAAAAAAAAAAAGAGUUAACAGUUGGCGAGCUCAUGAUCAAGGUCGGGUCCCUUCUCAGGGAAGUCUCUCGACUCUCUUCUCGCCGGCUCGCCGCUUUCUCUUCUUGGUCGAGCGCAAACUCUAGAUUGGCCAGUUCCUCGGCCGAUGAAGACGACGCGGAAGAGACCGGUGUUGUCGGCGGAAGCGGAACCGACAGCGAAACUGUUCGACGAGCGCUCACUGACCGGCGGCCGGACACCGUGAUAUGGGCGCCUCGGCUGGCUAAUUCGGUUCAAUUGAUCGGGUCCGUGGACCGGCCGGUUGAAACUUUGAAGAGCCAAAAGGGCGACCUCGGAGCUUACACUACAUUGAGAGUGAAGAACCCUUUGAAUUCGAAGCAGCUCACUUACACGAUUAUGAUCGUGGCUUGGGGAGACUUGGCAGAGAUAUGCGUGAAACAUGUGAAGCCUGGUGAUUUCCUCUCUGUUUCAGGACUCUUGGGGAGUUAUUCAAAGAGUGAUGCCAAAGAAGGUUAUGGUGGUCGAGAACCCAAGAUAAUUGUGAGAGACUUGAAUUUUGUCGACGUGUCGUUACAUGGGAAUCACCAUACUUCCACAAAGCCAGGGGUUUGUGAUUCAGAAGCACAUCAUCAGAAUGAUGAAUCAUCAGCAGCAAGUAAAGCCGACCUGGAACUCUACCAAAACCAUCUCUGGCAGGAUUUCUUCCGCAACCGGGAGAGAUGGUGGGAUAACAGGACAAGCAAGAAGCACAAUUGGUGGCCUGAUUUCAUUCACAAGAAUACUCGCGAAGGACUCUGGCUGACUCCAGAUGUUCCACCAUGGGUGAAAGAACAACUCCAGCUGCUUGAUUCAAACACUGCAGAGCAAGAUCAGGGAAAUGGUGCACAAGGAACUGACAUCAUGGAAGGUGGGUUCAAGAAUGCGCUCUACUUAUGGCAACUGCUCUUCCGUAGCCCAAAUGAGUGGUGGGAUAACCGGCUUGACAAGAGGAACCCGAGAGCACCCGAUUUCAAACACAAAGAUACCGGCGAGGCUCUGUGGAUCCGACGAGAUCAUCCACUGUGGGUGAAAAGGCAGCUCGAGUUGCUGGAUUCUAGGAUGGCAGAAAGAGGGGAAGUGAUUGAUAAUGAUUGACGUGUUUCCCAUUUGGUGUACAAUGACUAAAUCGAACAUGGAUCGGCAUGAAAAGAGUCGUUUGUAUAGGGUCACAGUCCCACAGAUGGUGUUGGUCACUAGUGUACAACCCCCGUAGUUUUUCUUUAGAACAUUGGAAAGCCUUACUUUCUCUCUUUUGUUGAUGGGGUAGAGUGACAUAUUUUGAUGAAACAUUAUAAAACGAUAUCAGGGUUUGUGUCGGAAAAAGUUAGUGAUAGAGUAUUUUGUGUUGAAAUUGUGUUUUAACUGUUUGAUACCGUUAAAAACAAUCUAUCCGUUUAGACUUCAAUAGA